This is a messenger RNA of Pygoscelis adeliae (Adelie penguin), 1863 nucleotides long. Its product is annotated as solute carrier family 2, facilitated glucose transporter member 5-like. The record is from RefSeq and is a predicted model, not a curated record. Gene Ontology annotation, biological process: monosaccharide transmembrane transport. NCBI's taxonomy places the organism in Eukaryota, Metazoa, Chordata, Aves, Sphenisciformes, Spheniscidae. The coding region runs from base 1 to 1863 and encodes 620 amino acids. The transcript has 11 exons. Gene Ontology annotation, molecular function: hexose transmembrane transporter activity. Gene Ontology annotation, cellular component: membrane.
AUGGAUCUUCAUCCUGCUGCUCUGGGAACGAAACGGGACCAUCCCCCAAAGGACCGCGUCUCCCUGCAGGUCUCCCCCCACUGUGGCCCUGUCACCGAGGCGUCUGCAGCCGCCCAGCACACCUGCACGAAGCACCUCACCUUCCCCCUGCUGUCGGUCACCCUCCUGGUGUCCUUUGGCUCCUCCAUGCUCUAUGGCUACAACCUGGCCGUGGUGAACUCACCGGCAGUGCACAUAAAGGCUUUCUACAACACCACGUGGGCCCGGCGGUACGGGCACGGGCUGGCCCCCGGCCCCCUGACCCUCUUCUACUCCCUGACUGUCUCCAUCUUCGCCCUGGGUGGGCUGGUGGGCUCCUUGCUGGUGGGGCUGCUAGUGGUGCGGUACGGAAGGAAUGGCACGCUGAGCCGCAGCGCUCUCCUCAUCCUCCUGGCCGGCGGCUUCAUGGGCUUCAGCCGGGAGCUGGGGUCCCCCGAGAUGGUGAUCAUUGGCCGCUCCAUCACGGGGCUCCACUCAGGUAUCUGUCUCAGCGUGGUACCCCUCUACCUGGGAGAAAUUGCCCCCAAGAACCUGCGGGGUUUCCUGGGCCUCAUGCCCAGCAUCUUCAUCUGCCUGGGGGUCUUCUUUGCACAGGUCCUGGGCCUCCCAGAGCUGCUGGGCGAGGACAGGUUCUGGCCCCUUUUCCUAUCAGUGGUGGUCGUUCCCGCCUGCCUCCAGCUCUUGCUGCUGCACUGCUUCCCUGAGAGCCCGCGGUACCUGCUGAUAGAGAGGAACGAUGUCUGUGGGGCCACCAAGGCACUGCGCCAGUUCCUGGGGACGCCCGACGUGCAGGAUGUGAUCAAGGAGAUGAAGGAGGAGCAGCAGUCGCUCUCCUCCGUGGAGAUGGUCUCUGUCUGGCAGCUGCUGCGAGACCGCUCUGUCCGCUGGCAAACCCUCUCGGUGGUGGUGGUGAACGCUGGCAUGCAGCUCUCAGGGAUCGAUGCCAUCUGGUUUUACACCACCAUCAUCUUCGAGAACGCCGGGAUCCCUGUGUCCCAGAUCCCCUACACCACCGUGGGCACCGGCGCCAUCGAAGUUGUCAUGGGGCUGAUUGGGGUGAGUGAUGGACGGACAGACGGAUGCAGCCCCCUCAGUGUGAAGCCCUGUCCCAGGAACACUGGGUGUGAAGCUUGGGGCCGCUGCCCCGGCAGCAUCCCCCAGCCCCGUGUCCCCUUGCAGACCGCCCUGCCCUGGAUGCGCUACGUCGUUGUCGCCUGUGUGGUCGGCAUCAUCGCUGGCUUCUGCAUGGGACCAGCUGGCAUCCCCUUCCUGAUGACAGCUGAGCUCUUCACGCAGUCGCACCGCCCGGCCGCCUACAUUGUGGGGGGGUCCCUCAACUGGCUCUGCAACUUCACCGUCGGCUUCAUCUUCCCCUUCUUGCAGAUGUCAGCCGGUGCCUUUUGCUACCUGGUUUUCUGCGGCAUCUGCCUGCUGGUGGCCUUGUACGUCUACCUCGUCAUCCCCGAGACCAAGAACAAAACCUUCAUGGAGAUCAGCCACAUCUUUGCCCCCCGCCGCUCCUUCCUCUCCAUCCCAGCCCACCUCAUCGGGAUGAUGAAGCUCGAUGGCUAUGGGGCCUUGGAGAGCAGGUCCCUGGAGGGCUCGGGCUCCAGCCUGCCCAGACCUGCCCCCCGCCUCCCACUAUGGGACCCCCGCCCUGAGUGGGCUGUGGGGGAUGGGGUGGCGGAGGAGGCUCUCGGUGCUGGGGAGGGAAGUGAGGGCCAGUUUGCUCGGACUCCAUCAGCUCUGUGUCUCCCAGGGCAUCUCACCGUACUGCAGCCUGUGGCCAGAAUGAGCUCCGAUGACGGGCCAGGGCUGCACUGA